This is a messenger RNA of Caenorhabditis sp. 36 PRJEB53466, 5400 nucleotides long. NCBI's taxonomy places the organism in Eukaryota, Metazoa, Nematoda, Chromadorea, Rhabditida, Rhabditidae. The record is from the annotation of a GenBank genome assembly.
AUGAACUUGCAUCGUGGGAUGUAUAGUGAGUUUGUCAGCCUCGUCACAACCCGGAUAAUCUAAUUUUCCCGUUUAGAAUCCAAGUUCAAGCGCAUUCCGAUUGCUCUGAUUAUCUGUAUCCUCUCCACUUUCGUCCUUGGUAAGUUCUCUGCUAUGACAUUCCACGUGGCAGAGAAAACGAUUACAGAAUCGACGGCCGUCAAUGAAAUUGGACCCGACUCCCAGGAAAUGGGCAUCAGAAGAGCUCCGAGAGCCGGUUAGAUUCGAGUCCAGAAACAUCGGAAACUUGAUUUGUUGCAGGAGAUUCUCUGUCGGAAUUUGCCGAAAAAAUGGCGAUGACCGCCCGUGUCACCAACGCGAUCUUCCUCCAGAACGGACUCGCCAACGGCUCCGUUCCGAUCGAGAACGUCGUCGCAGAACUUCUCAAUUUCGGGUCUGUUACGGUCAAGCAAGUAGUAGGCAUUGACACUAAAAAAGUGAUCGAAUUGACGGAAUCCCUAAAAGGAAUGCCUGCGAGCCUUGAUUCUUCCGACGCUGUACAUACGUUCGAGAAGUUUUUGUUAGAUACGAAUUACAUUCGAAUCGAAUCAGAGAGCAUAGGAAAUCUCACAAGUUUACCGGGACUCGACGCGUUCUUCAAAAACGUUGAAGACUUUAAAGUGAACAGCACGUCUUUCGAUCGACUAUCUCAUAUCAAGCAAGUAUUCGAGUCUGUCCUUGAACCAUUGAACAAUAUAAGGGAUGUAUACGAAAACAAAACUAAACGUAAAGUCCUGUGGAUAAUGAAUGAAGUGGAUUUGUUCCAUUUCUCUUUGACCAACGUCACCACUUCUCUGCAUGACCUCGAGAGCAUGAAGCAGAGCUUGACCAACUUUGUCCCUUCGAAUAGUGGGCUACUCAAUCUGCGACCUGUUCAAAGAAUGUCGAGUCUUCUCUUUUUCCGAGACAAUCUUCAUAUUGCCGACGACAAAAGCGACCUGAACUUUGAUCAACUGUCGAAAAUUUCCGCGAAUGCGUCGAAGAUUUUGGUAGACUUGGAAUCGUUUGGAAAGCUUGUUAGAAACCAAUUCGCGCCUCUUCAAAAGCCGUUUGAGGAGUUUCUAAAAUUGUCGACAGAUGUGAAUAUUAAUGAUUGGACCCUACAAGUUAUUGGAUCAUCGAAGAAUAACACAAAAUUGAGGGAGGCGCUGAAGCCGAUUCUUCUGCUGCACAGAAAUCUCAGUGGAAUUGAGAAGGACUGGAAUGGGAUCGGCACUGUUGAGAUUCAUCGGUCGACUGACAAUUUGAUAAGUAUAAUGGAAACGAUCGCAAACGUUUCAUUGAAAUCUCAAGAAGCGUCUCAAUUUUUCAACAUCUCUUACACUUGCUUGAAGCUUGGUGAUCUUGUAACUACAGGAACUACUCAGGGUGUGAAUGCGUUGAUCAAUGACGUCACACAGUUUGACAAUCGUGUUCAAUCGCUUCAAAAGUUUUUCGAUGGAUUAUCUGAAUUGGAUUUCGACGCAAUACUCAGCAAAGUAGCAGCUAUACGUGAAAUCAUUCAAUUUUCAUCGCCUGCGGAAGCUUUUAAAGAAUUACCGGGUAUUCUGGAGAACUUGAAAACGAAAGGGAAGGAUGACGUGGAAUCACUGCUGAACUUUGCAAGGUCCGUAUCAGCUCUCGCCAAUUCAAGCCUACCGACGAACAGUAACGUGACUUUUGAUUCUUUAAUCAACACGAUUAUUUCGCGAAAAGAUGCAGUUGAAGCGUUCCGUAAUAAUAUUGUUGUUAAGAAGGAAGUUGCACUGCACAAAUGUCUUCUCGGCGAAUCGGAAAGGAGCGAGAAUGCCGCCCGGGCAAUUCGGAUGAUUCAGAAACUUCGGAAUGUGACCAGCACGGAGAGUGAUGCCGUGGCAAAAAUAGCUACCACGGUCGGCCAAACUACUGCCCUUUUGAAAACACUUCCGAGUGUUCUGAAGGAUAUGAAAAGUCUUUCAAAUAUGCCAGAAGCAGAAGAGUUCAAGAAGAUGAAGAAUGCUCGCAAUGUCUCGAGAACUGUUUCAAGAGCGGCAGCGGGGAUCAGGAACAUCUGGAAGUUAUCGGAAGCGACAUCUUCACUGACUACUAUCAUGAAUGCAAGUCUGUUGGUGACGGAAAAAAUCGCCCAGAUUCCCAAUCGGAAACGAAGAGCCAUUCUGAAAUCGAAAGUGCUUCAAUGCUGGGGAAACCAUUCGGAUGACGUGGUGAAUAUCGACACGGUGCUCAAACAGAUCGGUUCCUUCCGAAGACACAUUGAUCAGGCGAAACCGAAAAGUCUGAAGGAUUACGGAACGGUCUUCACGAAUGCUAGUCUAAUCGACAGCAUUCAGAUGGACGUGGCCAAGAAGAUCGAAGCCAUCACUCAGAUUCUGACGAUUACUUCUGAUCCGACCGAAGUUAAGAAGCUCGAAACAAUCAAGAAUUCUCUACAACAUCUGGAACCACUUGAUCUUCAGUUCGCCGGCUACCGUCUUCAUUUCCAAAGCGCCCCAGAGUCUCUCGACUCCUUGUGGAACUUCUUCACCGAAUUUUUCACAGUUCCGGUUUCUGCCCCCGCACCCGCACCGUCUCAAGCUCGAACCACUUCGAAUGGCUCAACUGCCAGUGUUGAAAGCACCGAAAAGGAGGAGUCUUCAACUCUAGAGUGAGUUUACAAAAAAAAUCACAAAUCUGAAGUAUCCCGUUUGCAGGAUUAUCGGAAUAUGUGGGGGAGUUGUCGGCGGACUUUCUCUUCUGCUGACCGCAGGAUACUAUGGCCGCAAAAAAUUGAUGCAGCGAAAGGCGCUGAAACGACUGAAACUGCUGAGAAUCGAACGUGAGUCUGCCUUAGUCUCGUCUAAUAGUUUUAUAUUUUACAGAGGACCGCAUCAAAGAAUGGCCGCUCCUUCUGAAAUGGAUCAACGGUCUGAGGUUCAGCAGUCACAGCGAGUUGAUGAAAUUGCUGGUAAAAGUGCUGCUAGUCAUGAAGUACGAGGUGGCGGUGACCGUGCAGAACGGUCUGGGAGACCGCAGUCGAUCCGGCAUUCCGCUCAAUCCGAAAGCCUUCUUCCACGAUCGAAAAGAGCUGAACGUGUUGGACGGCGGUCAGAUCAUCACAAAAAGGGGUCUUAUGCUUCGCGCGACUCAGGCGCCGAUGGACGGCACCGAGGGGAAGGCUAACACGACGGCCGACUUCUGGAAGGAAGUCUCCGACGCCGCCACCGAGUUUAUUAUUCAUUGCGGACCACACCAGGAGGUCGACAUGCAAAAGAGCGGCGUUUAUUUUCCGAACAUCAAACAGACGGCCGUCUACGGAGACGUGGAGGUGAAGACGAUCAGCGAGAAGGCGAUUAUGAAGGGCGAGGUGAUCGAGAGAAAGUUCGAAGUGACGGAUACGACGUGAGUAUUCAAACGAUUCUGUAAUUUUGAUUUUAAAAAAAUUGAAUUAGAUCCGGCCAUCCUACUCUGACAGUCACUCACUGGCAGUACAUCACGUGGCUCCAGAUGGACGUUCCUGAGACUCCGGAGGUUGCGGUAGACCUGCUGAUGCUGGUCAACAAGUGCAAGACGCCGGUGAUGGUGGUGUGCUCGACGGGACGAGGACAAUCGGUCGCCCUGAUUGGUACGGCUUCAAUUUGUCCGGUUGCUAACAAGAAACGCGACGACAUUUCAGGCAUGGAGUACAUUGCGAGAAUUGUGGAGAAAAACCCUAACGCGGACCUAUUCGACAUUUGCGACGAGCUGCGCGAGAUUCGAUAUCUGGGACUUACCACAUUGGCUCAAGUCGAAUUCAUGCUCGUCGGCACCGUUCUUCUUCUCCACAAGGACUAUGCGAACGGUGACAUGAAAGAGUACGAACUUCAUCUGAACGAGUACAAGCGGGAGCGGCCGGAGCUGCUCGGCGAUAUUCGUAAGGCGAUAUAUUAGGAAUAGGAAUUUGAGGACAUUGAAACUAUUUCCAGCGGAGCGCGUAAGAAGUCUGCAAGAAAUUCAACCGUUUGUCAAGAAACUGUACGUUUCGUCAAAGUUGAUACAAAACGAGAAGAUCGCGUUGGAAAGAAUGAUGCUGGCUGUCAGUGUGCCUGCCGAUGCCGUCGAGAUUCAGGCGAGAAGAUGCAGGUGUGUGAACUUCAGAGCAUUUCUGCCAAGUUUCAGCAAAUUCUUAUUUACUGUCUAGACCCUUUCGGAAACCAUUUUUCAGAUCAGCGAAGAAAUCGCCGUUCAAGCACAACCUGGUAUCCGUACACGAUCCGGAUCAGCCGAAACCGGUGUGGAUGAACGCGAGCGACGUGCGAAUGAAAAACGGCACGGUGUUCCGCGUGAGCGAGGUUCCGAUGGACGGCAGAGACAAGGAGAAAGACAAUACCAUGUGCGACUUUUGGAUGAUGGUCCAACAAGGACGCACCCGGUACGUGGUGCAGGUGUGUCAGAUGGCCGACGAACGCUACGAUUUCGUGUGCCCCCAGUACUUCCCGGACGCCGUCGGCGAGACGGUCAAUUGUGGCCGGAUUUUGCUGAAGACGAUCAAGAGACGGACAAUUCUGAAUGGAGACGUCAUCGAGAGAGAACUCGAAAUCACUUCCAAGAGGUAAUUUAUUCGCGAAUCUUCGAAAGACGAGGGAACGUUUUCAGCGGAAAGUCCGUGGUCACUCACUUUUUCUUCGUUUGCUGGCUCGACAAGAUUCCAAAUGGAAAGUUCGAGACGGUCUUCGCCGUGCUGAACCGCGUAAAUAAAUCGCCGUGGCCGGUGCUUGUCGUGUGCGAGAACGGCAUUGACAAGUCGAUGGUGUUCACCGCUGUCGAGUACAUCACACGUUACGCACAGUGCAAUCCGACCACCGCCCUCGGCAACAUUUUCGUCGAACUCUACAAACAGCGGCACGGGUGCAUAUCCAGAAUAGACUCGUACUACGCGUGGACGGGAGCACACUACAUGCUGAGAAAGGUAUCACACUUGCCCUGAGAAAUUGUGCAAACUUUUGCUCAAAUCGCAGACAGUUGCUCUUUUUUGCGCCCUCAAACACUGCGGAAAUUGAAGAAAUUGGUUGUAGUUUGCGCGAUUUCUCUGGAACAUUGCCCAUCAUCUCAUUCAUGUCUUUACAGAUUUACGGAAUGGAUAUGGAGGAUUUUGAGAAGGCAUUGACCGACUUCAAGUUUCACACGGGCAACACGUUUAUGGCUUUCGAUAAGGAACGGCUACACGCGCGCUCCAAGAGGCGAACCAACGUGAAGUGGAAUGCGAAGGUGGAAAAGCACAAGGCACGACAGAAGAAGCUGGAUGUGGUGGAGGAGAAGAGAGCCGGAGCAGGAACUGACUCGAAGGCGACGAGUUCGAUUUCUUAUUCGUCUUUGGAUGAUUCGGAUGGCCCCACUUCCUCACAUUUGGCUAUUGAAUUGGAAUAA